Messenger RNA from Arctia plantaginis, 429 nucleotides. NCBI's taxonomy places the organism in Eukaryota, Metazoa, Arthropoda, Insecta, Lepidoptera, Erebidae. The record is from the annotation of a GenBank genome assembly.
AUGAAGUCUGCUUUGUGUUUCCUCGUCCUGGCCGUAGCCUUGGCUGCUGGUGCCGAAGAAAAGAAGAACGAAAAGCGCGGUCUUGUUGGCCUCGGUUAUGGCUAUAGCGGCCAUGGACUGGGUCUGUACUCGCACAGUGCACCGCUCAUUAGCCACGGAUACGGACUCGGCCAUGGUUACGGGAUCGGCCAAGGUUACGGGAUCGGCCACGGAAUUGGGCUCGGCCACAGCAUUGCUCUAGGACACGGGAUUGGCCUCGACCACGGAUACGGCCUCGGUCAUGGAUACAGCGGUCUCGGUGGAUACGGUCACGGUUACGGAUUAGGACACAGCGUAGUGGCAUCAGCUCCGAUCGUGUCCCAUGGCUACUCUGCCCCCCUCCACUACGGAUCGUCUCUGCUCGGCCUCGGUCAUGGGGGAUGGCAUUGA